Dermacentor albipictus is the source of this 1496-nucleotide messenger RNA. Its product is annotated as ipis-1-like. Gene Ontology annotation, molecular function: serine-type endopeptidase inhibitor activity. NCBI's taxonomy places the organism in Eukaryota, Metazoa, Arthropoda, Arachnida, Ixodida, Ixodidae. The record is from RefSeq and is a predicted model, not a curated record.
AGCAGAGACCGAAGGCUAUGCCGCAGCCACAUCGUUGAUUUAUUACACAGUGGCGAAGUGACAAAAGCCCGAAAAUCGAUCUCAGCUGGUGAACAAGGCGCCCCUUUAAAGUGGGAGUAAAAGAAGCGAUCUCGCCAAGGAGCUCCGACGAGCGGCGACCGCGUUUCAGCGGCGAACGUGUUUGUAAACAACGACGUAGCCGGCUGGAAUUCCCCGUCGAGGGCUUCGGCAACGCCCACCCGGCGCCUUGGAGAAAGGCGCCAACAGCGACCGCGCUGUCCCACUUCGCGCUCAUUGGGCCAGCGACAUCGUUUAAACAUCGCUGCGAGGAUCACUGUCAGGCAUUUCAAGCAUGGCCGUCAACAAGCUUGGAGAUUCCGUACUCAAUUUCGCCGUGGACUUGUACCACCAGCUGUCGCCAAAGGGCGUCCAUAAAGAGAACAUCGUUUUUUCGCCAUUCAGCAUCUCGGCUGCUCUUUCAAUGGCUCUUGGAGGUGCACGGAACAGAACUGCCAAGGAAAUGUCGGCUGUCCUUCGAGUCGACGGCAAACAGAUCCACAACCAUUUUUCUGACUUCCUCUCGAAACUACCAUCCUACGCUGCCGACGUGAAGCUCCAUAUUGCCAACCGAAUGUACUGCGAACAGACGUUUCCAGUCUUGGACAGCUACCUGGCUCUUUUGCGCGACAGCUAUGGAGCUACUAUCGAGUCCGUCGAUUUCAGGAACGACCACGAGAACAUUCGACGGCAAGUCAACGGCUGGGUUGAACGAGCCACAGAAUCCAAGAUAAGAAAUCUCCUUCCCGAAGGUAGCGUGAACGCUUUUACCACUCUUAUCCUGGUGAACGCCAUCUACUUUAAGGGCUUCUGGAAGUCACAGUUCAACCGAGAUGCUACUCGUAGUUCCGAUUUCCACCUGGACUCCAAAAACAAGAAACUGGUUGACAUGAUGUACCGCAAAGACCGUUAUAGCAUGGCCAGAAGCGAGGAACUCGGUGUCACGGCCCUCGAGAUACCAUACCGAGGCGGGAAGACUUCCAUGGUCGUGCUUCUACCCAACGACGUCGAAGGACUGUCCAACCUUGAGGAGCGGUUGACGGCACCGAAGCUCGCUAAACUGCUGAACAAUCUUGGCGGCUUUGCGGACGUUGAGCUAUGUCUGCCGAAGUUCAAAUUGGAACAGGCGAUCGGUCUGAAGGAAACGCUGCAAGAAAUGGGAAUCAAUGAUUUCUUCUCUUCGGAAGCCGACCUGUCCGGCAUUAGCGAGAAGGAAAAUCUGUCAGCUUCCGAUGUGGUGCACAAGGCGUUCGUAGAAGUAAAUGAAGAGGGCACCGAAGCCGCGGCUGCCACAGCAGUGGUGAUGUUAGAUUGCUGCAUGUCCUCUAUGCCGCCACAGACCUACAAGUUCGUUGCGGAUCGGCCAUUUAUGUUCCUCAUUCGUAGCUGCGACCCAGAUCUCGUGCUCUUCAUGGGCUCCGUUCGUGACUUGUAACUGA